Molecule: messenger RNA, 3144 nt
Organism: Ctenopharyngodon idella (grass carp)
Lineage: Eukaryota; Metazoa; Chordata; Actinopteri; Cypriniformes; Xenocyprididae
Gene: ypel2b
Product: yippee-like 2b
Exons: 5
Coding region: 282-641 (119 amino acids)
Source: RefSeq, a predicted model, not a curated record
AAACUUAGUUUACAUGCACCACGUCCACACACUGACCUCGAGCGAAGCGGGAGAGGGAAUUUGUCGUGACAGGAAUACACACGCAAAGUUUGCUGUGAAUCCUGCUUUACUUAAAGGGAAGAAGAGCGCGUGCCAUCAUCUCACAACCCCGUUUUCUUCUUUUCAAAGGUGUAUACCUCCCACCCCGCCCCACCACGGCCCUCACCUGUGUGUUGCGGUGCUUCCCAUGUGAGCCGACCUGGGCCGGCAGCCCCUUCUUGCACCGCCCACCGACCCGGCCCAUGGUCACCAUGACGCGCUCCAAAACCUUCCAGGCGUACCUGCCCAGCUGCCACCGCACCUACAGCUGCAUCCACUGCAGAGCGCACCUCGCCAACCAUGACGAGCUCAUCUCCAAGUCCUUUCAAGGAAGUCAGGGCAGAGCUUAUCUGUUCAACUCUGUGGUGAACGUGGGAUGUGGCCCUGCAGAGGAGAGGGUUCUGCUCACGGGGCUUCAUGCAGUGGCAGACAUCUACUGCGAAAACUGCAAAACCACACUGGGGUGGAAAUAUGAACAUGCCUUUGAGAGCAGUCAGAAGUACAAAGAGGGCAAGUUCAUUAUCGAGCUCGCCCACAUGAUCAAGGACAACGGCUGGGACUGAGCGAGCGUCCUGGAGAGAGCAAGCGGAUGAAGGGUGGAUGGUGAAUGUGUGGGUGGAUGACUGACUUUGGUUUGCCAUUACCCUCUUAAACCCUCUUCUACCCUCCAUCUCCUGCUGACACACACGCCCCAAGCUGGACCGAAAUCAGGAGAGCGGGCCGCCCCGGGGGGCUUUGUGUGUCUGGAGGAGAGAGCGCGCAUGUGUGUGUGUCCGCCCUGGCACAUGGGAGCACACUGAGAUACAUGAAUGCAUACACAAGGUGUACAGACAUAUGUGUGUAAAAACAACAGCAUACCGCAUCUCACGCUCAUCUCAGCCCGACUGUUUAUGCUACAAGCGGCUCUAUUCAUACACGUAUAUGACAUAAGGCAGGGCUCGGAGGGCACGUUGUGCUUGGCAGGAUCAGGGUCACGAGUUCGCCGAGCUGAUGGGGCUUUCUCCACUUGGUGUCAGUGAGAAAACUACCAGGCUGACCUAUCCGAAUUCAGCUGAGGUUAGCGUCAUCUGUGCCAGCGAGGAGACUUGGCAUUGAGAGAUCUCUGAAUGGAGCUCUGACGGACCAACACAGAGGGCUUAAAGGAGUAGUUCACCCAAAAAUGAGAAUACAUUAAGAGAACUAUUCCUUUAAACCAUCUAAAGGUGCGGUCACAUUUACUGUUGCUCGGCGAAAUUUUGCAGACAAAAUCCAGUCAUUUCAAUCCAUAUCUUUGGGUUUCACGUGAGGACGAAAAAGUUCCCUUGUGUUCAAGUUGGUCAUGCGAAUUCACUGCGCUGACCAACAGAAAACUGCUUGGUUUGAAAUUGACUUUGAUCUGUUUCAUACAUCGCUAUGCUGUUGGUAAAAGACAAUGGUCUCUUUUUGACUGCGAAAUUUUGCUGAAAUAUCACUAAUGUGACCGCAUCUUAAAGGGACAGUUCACCCAGAAAUGAAUAUUCUGUCGUCAUUUACUCACCCUCAUAUGGAAGCUUGUUUCCGCUACUGAAUUUCAAAAAAGAAAAAAAGAUAAUUGCGACUUUUUAUCUCACAAUUUUGACUUUUUUCUCACAAUUGCGAGUAUACAUCUUGCAAUUCUGACUUCUUUUCUCACAACUGUGAGAUAUAAACUCAUAAUUGUUAGAAAUGAAGUCAGAACUGCGAAAUAUAAACUCGCAAUUCUUUUUUUUAUUAAGAUUUUUAUUGACGGAAGAACAGAGUGACGUAUUACAUACAAAAAGUAUUAACAAUGCUCAAUGAUUUCCAACUCGCAAUUCUGCCUUUUUUUCUCGCAAUUGCAAGUUUAUAUCUCGCAAUUCUGACUUCUUUUCUCAGAAUUGUGAGAUAUAAAGUCUAAUUGCGAGUUGCGAGUUUAUAUCUCACAAUUCGGACUUUAUAACUUAUAAUAAAAUUCUGAUUUUAUAACUCAAAAUUGCAUGUUAUAGUCAGAAUUGUGAGAUUUAAACUCAAAAUUCUGAGAAAAAAAGUCAGAAUUGCGAGUUUAUAUCUCACAAUUCUGACUUUAUAACACACAAUUGCAACUUUAUAUCACACAAUUCUGACUUUAUAACUCGCAAUUGCGAGUUUAUAAGCUUCCAUACCCGCAAGUUGUUCCAAACCUGUAUAAAUUUCUUUGUUCUGCUGAACACAAAGGAAGAUAUUUUGAAAAAUGUUUGUAUCCAGACAGUUGUGUGGCACCAUUGACUUCCAAAUUUAAACAGGUUUGGAACAACUUGAGGGUGAGUAAAUGAUGACAGAAUUUUCAUUUUUGGGUAAACUAUCCCUUUAAGAAGGGUAAAUUGAACUUUACAGACAUGCUUUUCGCAUAAAAUGACCAUCUGACUGAUUUUAGAUGAAACGUGCACAUAAUUACGUGAAUGUAAACCUUUGUGUAAAGCAGUUCACAAGGUGUUUUAUCCGGACAUCUUUGUGUCUGUGUUUCAUGUUCCAACAGUUUGUGCUGGUCCCAGUUUCACGCUGUUAAUAUGUACUGACUGUUCUUGCGUGUUAAUGGACUCUUUAGGGAAUAAGGACAUAAGAUGAGACCGUACACUGCCUAUCCAUUGGGUUAUCUAAAUUAAAAAUACUAUUAAUCAUAGCUCCUUUGUGCCCAAGACAACUAAAUGACACUUCACUGUCUCCAAAAAUCACCAAAGACCCAACUGUAAAUGAGUUGACCUAACAAAAAACGCUUUUUUGCUUGGGUGCAGAGAAUGGUAGCAUGUCGGGUUGUGUAUAGUGGAAAAACAAGCUUCUCGACGCAUUUAAUUGACACAAAAUUUUAAUUGACACGUGGUAAUGUGCAUAAAUGUAUUUAUUCACCAUAACUGAUUUUCAUCUGUGUCAGGGACUAAGUUGUUGCAUUUGUUAUCGCUUUAUGUCUGGACACCAAAAUUUACUACUUUUGUAUUCCAGGAAGAAGUUUCAACUGUUGUGUAUUUUAUAAAUGGAUGAUGAGAGGAUUAUGAUAUUAUUGGGACUCCCAUCAACAUUGAUAUAAAAUGUCAAUAAAACUGAAAUAUUGAUUGA